CGGUUCUCCGGAUCUUGGCGAUCAGCGGUGCAUAUGGCUGGCGCCAGGUAGGUAAAGUAGAUAUUCCGCCCCGCUCGCCCUUUCCCUCUCACGUGGCUCGCGUGUGUGUGGGGGAAGACCGAAGAGUGGAACGCGGAACUGGAACGGGGGGGGACUGUCUGUCGGACACGGGACGGGGAACGGCGAACCAUUGUAUUUUCACAGAGUCCGUACGUCGUCCGUGCUUGAUAUUUUCCGUUUGGAAGGUAGCGAGUCCGGGGUGUAGUGCCGCGACUGAUUCGACCCCGGUCGUCACGCCCGCGGCAACGUCGCCGACGCCGCGUGUCCCGGGCCGCGUGUCUCGCGACCGACGGGCCAGGCUGGCGUGAACGGAGCCGCCACGGGUCGAGAGAGCGUAACCCACGUUCACGCCUGCGAGAAGAGGACGACGUCGCGACGGUGGGACCGUGCGUGUUUUCGCUGACCCUAUUUUCAUCCUGGAGGCUCGCCGGACGCGACGUCGACUCGGAGGUCGGUCACGACGUUCGCAGAACGGCUGGUUCUGGAAACCGUAGCACCGCGUUCGAGCCAUUCGUUGAUCGAAGGAGGAAGAGGAGAGGGAGAGAGAGGGAGAGAAGAGAUAGGAAGAGAGAGGGAGUGUGAGAAUUUCUCGACGAAAAUAAGGGAGGUGCUGCGGGAGAGCGACGGGCGGUGAAGGACGCUCAUAUUAGCUACGCUUAGCCAGUUCGUCGAUCGACCAAGGGUACAACGAUAAUCUCGCCGACGUGCGAUCGCUAUGUGCCACCGAUGAAAAAAUUGAAGGUAAAGUUGGAAAGCAGCGAAUCAUCAGGGACAUUAACGGGGCAUCAACAGGCGGUCGGGAUGGCGGGCGGAUUGAACGCGAAUGCGACUGAUAGCACCGAUUCCGCUAGUCGGAUUUGUCGAGAUUUUCUGAGAAAUGUCUGUCACCGCGGAAAGCGUUGCAAAUACCUUCACGAGCGUUCCGAUGACGAUCCCGUGGAGGAAUAUACCUUCUGCCACGACUUCCAGAAUGGCAAGUGUAGCUGGCCAGGCUGCAAAUUCCUACAUUGCACAGAGAGCGAGGAGAAGCGUUUCAGGGCAACCGGUGAAUUGCCGCCUCACGUCCUCAAUCGAUCCAAGAUCUGCAACAACGACAAGUCGGAUCCGUUUUGCAAGGAUUUUCUAAAGGGCAGCUGCCAAAGGGUGAAUUGCAAGUUCAGACAUAUGAAGAAAGAGGAACCGCAGCAUAAUCUAAUGUCGCCGUCGAUUCAUAACGCGUCCAGGCCGCAACACAACUUCAACGGCACUAGCAACGGUGGUGGUGUCGGUGGCGAUGGACGCAGAUACGAAGAGGACAGAAACUUUCACUGGCAACUGCAGGAUCAUCAUAACAAUUUGGUCGCUAACAACGGCGGUUACAACACAUCGCAUACAGCCGAUUAUAUCGGACCGCCGGAGCCGAAGAGGCGAUUAGUAUCGGGUGAAGCGGUCGUACACUUCGAAGCCUCUCCAAUCGUAGGUCAGCAGCAUGCGACUCAACCGACGGUCACGCCAAGUUAUUAUUAUCCCGUGAUACCGCGUAACGAAGCACGAGCCAUUGUACUGGAGGAUGAGAAUGCACUGUUGAGAAAGAAGAUAGAAGAGUUAAAGAAGCAGGUUAGCGACUUAACGGCGACGAACGAGUUUCUGUUGGACCAAAAUGCUCAGUUGAGGAUGUCGGGCAAGCGAACCGCGAACGUAACGGCUGUAACGGUCCCAGCAGUCACGAUUACGAAUACGGUUCCGCCGUCGCAAGCUCCGACACCCCAACAAAUGGUCAAUGCAGCCGUGGCAGCGGGUACCCUUCGAACAGUCACCGCCAGCGUGGCUACCGUUCCUGUGAGCAUCGCGACCGUAGCACCCGUCUCUAUCGCGGCGGUUUCUAUGGCACCAGUUUCGAUACCACCACCGAUCGUCACCAUGGCUCAACAAACUAUCUCGAUGAGCGCCUCUGGGCCUCCUCAGGCAACUAAUCAACAACCACCGAACACGCAGCAACCCGCCAGUUUACCUUUGUCGAUAUCUGGCGCGACCGCACCUCUCGUCUCUUACCCUAUUAUGACGCAAGAACUUAGGCCUGUCUUGCAAUAAAUGCGUCAUGAGAAUAGGAAAAACUUUUAUUUCUGAUAGAGGAUAUCCAUGUACACAUAUACGAUAUACUGCCUACUCGGCUAUGUAGGCGAAUCAAGGAUCAUAAUGUGCAUCCAUCUUCCUCUAUAUGAAAUUGUACUUCCCUUACAAGUACACUUGAAAGUACACACAGAAGAUAGAAACCAGCGGCUGUGGGAUGAUGCGGUGUAUCACCGUAAUAAAUAGAUACAUUUGUAUUGAUGUAAUAUUCAUCAUCUCCAAAUUUUUUUACAUUCUAUUCAUUUGUGCAAAGAUUGAAUCAUAAAGAAAACAAUUGUUUA
This is a messenger RNA of Trachymyrmex cornetzi, 2450 nucleotides long. RefSeq names its product zinc finger CCCH domain-containing protein 10. Gene Ontology annotation, biological process: regulation of RNA splicing. The transcript has 4 exons. Gene Ontology annotation, molecular function: RNA binding; metal ion binding. The record is from RefSeq and is a predicted model, not a curated record. The coding region runs from base 787 to 2130 and encodes 447 amino acids. NCBI's taxonomy places the organism in Eukaryota, Metazoa, Arthropoda, Insecta, Hymenoptera, Formicidae.